AGGUGAGUGAAUGAUGACAGAAUUUUCAUUUUUAGGUGAACUAUCCCUUUAAGAACUGAGGUGCCUUAGACCCGCCUACUUUCAUAUAUAACACAGUUUUUGUCUCUUUGCUACUCUGUUUAUGCACAUGAGGUUUACUGAACCCUAAAUUGAUUUGAAACUUGUUACUAUAAAACACUGAAUCAAAAAUCAUCUGAAGAUCUUAACAUCUAUAAGUUUCUUCACUGUACAUUAUUAUACUGUACCUGAUCUCUAUUCAUUGUACAUCUGAGGAUUCAGAUUAAAUCAGGAUGUUGACCACUGCAACUCUUAUUCUCAUUGUCACCAGUAAAGUUGUCGUAGGACAGGAUUAUAAACGACCUGUUAAAGAAGAAAUAAUCCCAUUAGAUAUGGCACCAGAUUCAGUUGAUGACCGUUAUGAUGGCUGUAGAAAGGAGAUGAAAAACCUAGUGAGUGAAAAAUAUCUAAAUAAAGAAACAUGUUCUGACAUAUCUGAAUUCGGAGAAGCUUAUAUUUAUAGUACAGGAGAAAUCCCUGGACCACAUAAAUUGAAAAUGCACCAUUUAAUUGCCAUUUAUGUGUAUACUGGUCAUGUACUAUUUGAAAGGUUCAAUCAUGAUGUUAGGACUGGCAGACAGAAAUACAAAGACAAGACAUACAAAUGGUAUUCACUUAACUUUUUAUUGACUGAAGCAAUACAGAUUCUUAAGAAAACACAAAAGGGAUGCAAAUUAACGUAUCGUGGUACCAAACUUACCGUUAAUGAGAAUGUUCUGAACAGAGAAAUACGUUUUGGUUCAUUUGUGUCCACCUCUCGUACAUCUAAUGUAGCAAUGAAAUUUGGAAGUGAAUCUUGUUUUGAAAUCAAAACUUGUGAAGGUGCUGAUGUGUCAAAAUUCUCCCCGUUACCUAAUGAGAAAGAGGUACUGAUUCCUCCGUAUGAGACAUUUAAAGUCACCGAUAUAAAGAAGAGAGGACAGAAAGGUGCCUGGUGUAAGACUGUGUUUGUGUUGAAGAGCACUGGGAUAAAAAGUAACUUAAACUGUGCAGUGGCAUCAGUGGAGACUAAGAAAUAUCACAAUGUGACAAAUAUUAAAUAUCUAAAUUAUCUCUGACUGAUCUGCCUUAACAACUUCAUUCUCUUUUUUUAUAUUAAGUGUUACUGUUGACACAACUUGCCAAAUAAAAAAGUAUUGCUCUGAAAUACUUUAUUCUGAUUGGUCAGUGGUGACACAUAACAACCGAUAAAACGUAUACGGCUUAUGCCUAUGUUUAAUGUAUCACUUUACUGUC
Messenger RNA from Misgurnus anguillicaudatus (oriental weatherfish), 1293 nucleotides. The record is from RefSeq and is a predicted model, not a curated record. NCBI's taxonomy places the organism in Eukaryota, Metazoa, Chordata, Actinopteri, Cypriniformes, Cobitidae.